GUAAUUCAAAUUAUCAUAGUUAUAAGUUUAUCGAAAGCUGUAUCACAAACUGGUGUUAUAGAUAAUCGUAUAUUAUAGUUGAUAGCAAAAGGACGAGAACAAAAAAUAAAUUAAUGAAAAGAAGAAGAAUAAAUAAAAUACAAACAUUGUGCAGAGCAAAAGAACAGACAUUCGAAAGAGUUUUCUAUCUAAUCAUAAAAUCUGUACCGCGAAAUAGUUUAGCGCGUAAUACGUAUCUAUAUAAGUAUUAUGUAUUGAUUUCAAGUAGCGAUUAUUUUAUAAUAUGAAUUCCGAUUAGAAAUCCUAAUUUCGAUUGAGCAUAAAUUUCAUUACACUUAACUCUCGAGUGUCCAGAUCAAUAGAAAAAGUUUAAAACGAAACGAGAAAAAAGUAGAAAUUUUGUCUGCAACAUUAUGUGAUGUACACAGUUUUUAAACAUCUUUUGUGUGUCGAGUAUGCGAAUAUUGUUUUGUUAUUCUUGUAUUUUUAUGUAUUUGCACGUAGGCGAUCGCGAUUGCGACAAAUCUGUUAGGUGUUAUAGCCACCCCCCAUUCCGCCGUCUUAUCAGAAUAUAUCACUUUUUUAUUUCGCGCAAUUAUAAGCACUUGCAAAACCAAACGGGAAUCCAACGCGUUAGGGUAUCGACGAUCAACACUUACUUUUGAGCCAGCGGUAGAUUUUAUACCCUCAGUUUAGUUCAGACGUUGAAAUCGCCAACCUGUUGUCUUUCGACGAAUAGUUAGAUUUUUAUUCACUAUUUUAUUUUAAUCUCUUUUUAGGUAUUUUAUUUUUUUAUCAGUCAUUCUUUCACCUUGCAUUUCGACUUCUCUUAUCAACAAUAAUAUUUUUUUUUUAUUUUAUUUUUUUCUGAAUUCCAACGAGAAACGUACUUUGUGAUGCAGAAUCCACGCUUUAUUGCUACCAUUCUUGCAGCGCUUGCUGCUCACUCGGGUCAAAUAUCUGUUGGCCUUUCCCAGGGAUUCAGUGCUGUUUUAAUCCCAAAGCUUUUGGAAUCUGAUUUCGCAACAGAAUCUCAAGCUUCUUGGGUAGCUUCCUUGGGAGUAGUUUCUAAUCCAAUCGGUGCAUUGGUCGCUGGUUUAGCUGCUGAACUUUUUGGACGUCGUGCCGCCGUUGCUCUGGCAACAGUACCACAUGCCGCAGGAUGGCUUUUCAUUGCUCUUGCUACAAACGUUCCACUUUUAUAUACUGGACGUUUCAUAAGUGGAUUGGGAGCCGGAAUGGCCAACGGACUUUACCUCUACGUCAGCGAGGUCGCUGCACCUGAACAACGUGGUUGGUUAGCGAGUUCCGGUCCAGCAGUUGUUUCGUUUGGAGUUUUGAUGGCUUACAGUUUGGGAGCUGUUACAACUUGGCAAAGAGCUGCUGCGAUAAGUAUCGCCCCUGCUAUCCUCUCAUUGGCCCUUGUGAGACUUCUUCCUGAAACCCCUGCAUGGUUAGCGGCAAAGGGAAGAACAGAUGAUGCCAAGAAAUCUUUGCUAUGGUUGCGAGGUCCUGGACUUCUUACCGAAGCUGAACACAGCGAGCUCUGUAAAUCAAACGUGGAACAACAGCGCAAUGGAGCAAGCCUUUUGAAAUCCUUGAACAAACCAAGCGUCUGGAAACCCUUCAUUACUCUUUUUCUCUUCUUUGCUCUUCAACAGUUAUCUGGAAUCUAUGUAAUUCUUUUCUACGCCGUGACUGUACUUCAGGAUAUCGGUGUUACAGUAGACGAAUAUGCAGGCAGUGUUGCAAUUGGAGGGGUACGGCUUGUAGCUGCAAUUUUAGGUGCGGGAUUGGCUCGAUCAGUUGGAAGAAAACAUUUAGCUUGUGCAAGUGGCUUAGGAAUGGCGGUUUCAGCUGCAGGGGUGGCAUUGUCGAUUAGAUAUACCUUCCCCUCUUGGGUUCCUCUUCUUUGUAUUGGUGGGCAUGUUGGAUUUUCAAUGAUUGGUUAUCUGACACUACCCUGGGUGAUGACGUCGGAGCUUUACCUACUGAGAUUUCGAGGGCCUUUGGGCGGUCUCACGACUAGUUUGGCUCAGAUGAUGACUUUUGCAGCUAUCAAAACCUACCCUGAUCUCAGGACAGCUAUUGGACUCGAGGUAACAAUGUGGGUAUUCGGCACUUCUGGUUUAUUAGGUGCAAUAUUCGCUGUGACAAUUCUCCCGGAAACUAAAGGGAGGAGUUUGAACCAAAUUGAAAAUGGUUUCAACAAGAAAAAUAGCGACGAUGAGGAGACCCACGAGCCAGAUGUAAAUACAAUCGAGGUCCAACCCAAUCCAAGAAAUGUACCUCUUCAGAGGUUCAGAGCGAUUUCUGAGGAUAGGACAGUGACACUCCCAGGUAGUGUGAACUGGAGCAAUAGAUUCGGCUAUGAUAAUCUCGGACUUGAUGUUACUCUUGACAACCCAAAGAAAAUGAACCAAGGAAAGAAUCAACUUUUCAAUGAAAACGCUGCGAGUGAGAACAACUCUGGCUUCAACAGGCGAGGAAAUUCCUGUGUGUAUGAACACGUGUAUCUUUAAAGAUUGAGUUAGGGAUUAAUUAGCAGCUAAUGUAAAUAAAUGUUGCAGUUUUAGAUUCUUAUACGACUGAUGCAGGGCAAACAAAAAAAAAGGUAUAAUGAACUGUAAAUAGAAAGGGUUAGCCUGUGAUCUCGAUGAGUCUUAUUAUGGCCUAUCAGUAUUAGGUGAAAGAUAUUCUUAAAUCGUGUAUAUAAAUAUAUGUAUAAUAAUUUGUA
Molecule: messenger RNA, 2737 nt
Organism: Athalia rosae (coleseed sawfly)
Lineage: Eukaryota; Metazoa; Arthropoda; Insecta; Hymenoptera; Athaliidae
Product: facilitated trehalose transporter Tret1-like
Exons: 4
Coding region: 897-2522 (541 amino acids)
Biological process (GO): transmembrane transport
Cellular component (GO): membrane
Molecular function (GO): transmembrane transporter activity
Source: RefSeq, a predicted model, not a curated record